This is a messenger RNA of Lotus japonicus, 1643 nucleotides long. Its product is annotated as taxadiene 5-alpha hydroxylase-like. The transcript has 4 exons. Gene Ontology annotation, biological process: sterol metabolic process. Bases 98 to 1558 code for a protein of 486 amino acids. Gene Ontology annotation, molecular function: heme binding; iron ion binding; monooxygenase activity. The record is from RefSeq and is a predicted model, not a curated record. Lineage: Eukaryota; Viridiplantae; Streptophyta; Magnoliopsida; Fabales; Fabaceae.
UGAAUCUUUCUGUCACCUGAGUUUGCUACUACCUUGAAUGAUCUAAAAUCUCUCAUCUCAUUUGUCAAACCUCAACAUUCACUAAAGAGAAGAGCAAAUGGUUGUGGCGGUGGGAACACCUUUCAUUGUCUUAUUAUGUGUAUUCACCUUGAGUUUAGCUUUUCUCCUCUCAAAACUUCUCUCAAAAGGUCAAACCAAAAAUGUUCCAAAAGGGUCUCUAGGGUACCUUCUCAUCGGUGAGACACUUAGUUUUCUUAAAGCACAGAGGCAAGACAAGGGCUCUGACUGGUUGGAAGAACGGGUAUCAAAAUAUGGCAAUGUCUUCAAAACAUCCAUAAUGGGUUGCCCUACAGUGUUUGUCAUUGGACAAGCAGGAAACAAGUUUGUCCUUGGUUCUCCAGAGGAUGUUCUGUCUGCUAAGAAACCCUUCACCAUUCAAAAGAUACUUGGAAAGGAAAGCAUAGUUGAACUCACAGGAUCAAGGUUUAGGUUAGUCAAAGGGGAAUUGGUGAAAUUCAUGAAAACUGAAUGCCUCCAGAAUUAUGUCAAAAAGAUGGAUGAAUUGGUGAAGACAGCAUUAUUGAGAGAAUUGAAAGAGAAUGAAACCACAACUGGAGUUGUGAGGUUCAUGAAAAAGCUGGCCUAUGAAAUUGCAUGCAAUAUAUUGUUUGACAUCAAGGAUGAGCAAACUAGGGAGGUUUUGUUUAAAGAUUUUAUCAUAGCAUUUAAAGCAAUGCACUCUCUUCCCAUCAAUUUGCCAGGUACCUCAUUUUGGAGAGGCCAAAGAGCAAGGGCAAGAAUUGUUGAUAGGACACUUCAAAUUAUGAACAUUAGAAGGGAGGAACUUGCAAAAGGAACUCUAAGCUCUACCAAUGAUAUGCUUUCUGGCCUGCUUGCAUUAAGGGAUGAAAAUCACCAACCUCUAGCUGAUGACAUAAUCACUGACAAUUUCAUUCUUUUAUUUGUUGCAAGCCAUGACACUUCUGCUACUCUUAUGAGCUUGAUGAUAUGGAAGUUAUCUAGAGAUCCCGAGGUUUACAAAAAAGUCUUAGAAGAACAAAUGGAAAUCAUAAAGCAAAGGGAAGGAACAGAAGACAGGCUAACAUGGGCAGAGAUACAAAAGAUGAAAUACACUUGGAGAGUUGCUCAAGAAUUGAUGAGGAUGAUCCCUCCUUUGUUUGGCACCUUUAGGCAAGCACUUAAAGAUACUAGCUUCCAAGGAUAUGACAUACCAAAAGGGUGGCAGGUAUAUUGGGCAGCAUGUGGAACACACAUGAACAAUGAAAUAUUCAAGAAUCCAAACAAAUUUGAUCCAUCUCGGUUUGACAAUCCACCCAAGCCAAUCCCAAGUUUUUCAUACCUUCCAUUUGGUGGAGGGCUUCAUUAUUGCUUAGGAAAUGAGUUUGCCAGGGUUGAGACAUUGACUACCAUUCACAACUUUGUAAAGAUGUGUGAAUGGUCUCAAGUAAACCCUGAGGAAACCAUUACUCGUCAACCAAUGCCAUAUCCAUCCAUGGGUCUCCCAAUUAAGAUCAAACCCAAAUGUAAUUUGUCUUAAUCUUUGUCCUGCCCUAUGUACAUUGGUGUUUGUAAUAUUGUUGAUACUCUACUAUUUGUCCUUAUACAGGCAUAUGUUAAGAUUA